Owenia fusiformis is the source of this 5433-nucleotide messenger RNA. The record is from the annotation of a GenBank genome assembly. NCBI's taxonomy places the organism in Eukaryota, Metazoa, Annelida, Polychaeta, Sabellida, Oweniidae.
CCGCCCACCAUGCCAGACACAAACACAAGCUUGCCAAUGGGGCGCUUGGAGCCAACUUACCUACACAGAGUGUAGCGUCACUUGUGGUAAUGGAUACAAAGGAUUCAUCAGAACACGCCAAAAGAACUACGCCGUUGCCUCUGGUAGCUGUGAUGGUGAUAGUGUUGAUAGAACUCAAGCACCUACUCCAUGUGUGCGCUCGCCAUGUCAGCAAGCUUGCAACGUAUGGGGCGAGUGGACGCAAUGGAACUAUGGAACAUGCCAACAAACCAAUGUCCUUAACACGCAGCUGCAAGGUCAACAACUCUCCCAGCCAUGUGCUGUCUAUGGCAUAAGAGCAUGUAAUAGGACAAGAUCGUGUAGUCCAUGCCCUGGUCAAUUACAGUGUAUUGGACAAUCUAUCCAACAAAAAACCGAACAAUGUUGCAAAACACAGGUGCAACAAUAUUGUGCUUGGAGUCAAUGGGCAGUUGUGAACCGUGGCUCUUGCAGUAAGACAUGCGGAAUCGGUACUCGAACUGUGUUACGUCAGAGAUCAAAACAAUACAGCGCAACUUUUGCCGGAUCAAUCACCUGUGACGGGGUUGCCAAUGAUAACAUCCUGGAAGUGUGCAACGUGAACCCAUGUGGAGGAAAUGCAGACUGCCAGUGGGGCCCAUGGACAACAAUUUCUCAGGGAGUCUGCGGGAAAUCAUGCGGAUCUGGAACCCGACAAGAUAGCCAAACAAGGACCCGUAAUUACCUUGGUACUGCUACCGGCAUCAGAAGAUGUGAUGGCCCAGACAGUCAGUUGAAAUUGGUCAUAUGCAACACACAGGCAUGCGGAGCUGGCGGAGAUUGUAUCUGGAGUUCAUGGUCUAACUCUUAUUCUGGCAUCUGCGACAAGACAUGCGGUACAGGAAGUAAACAAGUCCUUAAAGUGAGAAGCCGCACAUAUUUUGGUGGAACCGGAACUCUUCAGUGCGUUGGAGAUUCUCAGAAGGUGUCACUUGAACAGUGUAAUACAAAUCCAUGUGGAAAUUCUGGUUCCCAAGACUGUUAUUGGACUCCAUGGACUGCUGCCACAAAGGGAGUUUGCUCCAAAUCAUGCGGAAGUGGACAGCGAACCUCAACCCGAACAAGAAAUAAGAUUUAUAUUGGAACCAACAGUGGAAUUCUCAGGUGUGAUGGUCUCUCAUCUGAGUCUACUUUAGAAGCAUGCAGCACCCAACAGUGUGGAAUUGGAGGAGGUUGUAAAUGGAGUGUCUGGGGUGUUGCAUCCGAGGGAGCAUGUAGUGCUACAUGUGGAACUGGGUUCAAGGAAGUGAGACGCACAAGGGCUCACAUCUACACAGGUGUUAACGACGGAUCAAGAUGCGAUGGAUCAUCAACCUCAAACACAUUUGCGCCUUGUUACAUUCGCCCUUGUCCGGGUAGCGAUGGGUCUUGUACAACUGUAUACAAAGAAUGGAGUGAAUGGUCUUAUGGCCCAUGUUUGGGAUCGGUGGGACCAACUGGAGCUUGUACAACAAACGGACUCAGACUUUGUAAGCGUACCCGGGUCUGUCCAAAUUGUCCAACAAACCCAUUACUUCCAGGAAAUUGUGGAACAGAACUAGCAACAGAUGAGAAGUCUGUCGCUUGCUGCGGAACAACGAUGUACUGUAAGUGGAGUGACUGGCAAGUGCUCUCCUCGGGAGUAUGCAGCAAAACUUGCGGAAGUGGAACCCAAACUACCGUCCGUUACAGGACUAAAAUCUCCGUUGGACCAAGUGCCCCUGGCGCUUCAUUGACUUGUGUUGGUCCUGCCAUUGACAACCAGGCAACCCCUUGCAAUACCCGACCCUGCGGCGGUGGAACCGUUGGUGACUGCCAAUGGAGUCAAUGGAUCAGCUCACCAGUAGGAUCAUGUAGCGCAUCGUGUGGAGUUGGUACACGACAGACGGUACAGAAUAGGUACAGAACAUACCCCGGGACGGGAACUGGCAGUAUCCAAUGCUUUGGUUUGUCAACUAGGAACAGCCUUGAAGUAUGCAAUACGAACUCUUGUGAUGGAGGAGAUUGCCAAUGGAGUCAGUGGGGUCAAUGGACUGUUGGACAAUGUACCAGAUCAUGUGGGUCUGGAACCAGAACGAAGACACGAACCAGGAAUCAACUAUUCCAAACGAUUAGCUUUGUUGCAUGUACAAGCAGCCCUAUUGAGUCUAUAGUCGAGGCUUGCAACACACAACAAUGCAUACCGGAUUGUCAAUGGACUGAGUGGUCCGAAACUAGUGCUACCCAGUGUACAAAAUCAUGCGGAACUGGACAGAAUCUCAAAACACUUACAAGACAAAAACGGUACAUUAACAGCUAUUCGGGUGUCCUGAAAUGUGAUGGACCAUCACAAAACCAAACCAUCGGCCUGUGUAACACUAAUCCAUGCUUUAAUCCCUGCCAGGCAAGUUAUGGCCAAUGGACAUCGUGGGCCUACGGACAAUGUGUAGGUUCUAUAGGAACGACAGGAUCUUGCGUUAGAAAUGGAACACAACAAUGUACGAGAACACGCUCCUGUCCAACUUGCCCAACUAACGCUGCUUUACCAGGCUUUUGUUUUGGGGCUUCUACUGAAGUGAAGGCCGUCUCAUGUUGCGGAACCCAACAAUAUUGUAAAUGGAGCGACUGGCAGACACAAAACACAGGCACGUGUAGCAAAACAUGUGGUGGUGGGCAACAGGCUGUUUUCUAUACAAGAACGAAAAUCUCAGUUGCUUUCGGACAAGGUGGCUCUCUAACAUGCGAAGGGGAACCCUACAUAUUUACUUCAAUUAGCUGCAACACACAACCAUGUGGAGUUUUAGACGGAAAUGACUGUACCUGGACACCAUGGAACGUAAUCCAACAGGGCGCAUGUAGUGUCACUUGUGGAACAGGAGUAAGACAAAGCAUACGUCAGAGAUACUAUGAGUAUUCGGUUGGAACCGGACAGAAACAGUGUAUUGGCUCAUCCCUACAGUCUAGUUAUGCUGAAAUUUGCAACACACAGUCGUGUUCCGGAACUGGAGAUUGCCGGUGGACUCAGUGGUCAUCUUGGACUGCGAAUGGACAAUGCAGUAAAACAUGUGGAAGUGGAGUCUUGACUAAAUACCGAACAAGGACACAACUUUUCCAAACCGUUGGAUUGGUGGCUUGUACCGAAAGUCCCGUUGAGACUAAAGUCGAAUCUUGUAACACCCAGACAUGCGUCCCGCAGACAGCAUGUAAUGAGUGGCAGCAGUGGACUACAUGGCAAUACCUAGAGUGCCUGGGCUCCGUCGUAAUAAAUGGCCUCUGUGUUCAACAGGGAGAUCAAAAGUGCGUUAGACAAAGAUCAUGCACACCAUGUCCCCAGUUCCCACAAUGCUUUGGCCAUUCAUACGAGGAGAAGAGCAUCAAAUGUUGCCCUGGUUCCGGCAGUGGCGGCGGCGGUAGUGGCGGCGGCGGCGGCAGUGGCGGUGGAGGCGGCAGUGGAGGCGGCGGCGGCGGCCUUUUGUGCAAAUGGAGUGAAUGGUCUACGUACAGCUACUCACAAUGCAGCGCUACCUGUGGAAUUGGAUCUAGAGAGAAAACUCGCUAUAGGACGAGACAGUUUGGAGUUGUUGGCGGUGAGCCAACAUGUGAAGGCCCAAAUGUGGAGUCUUCACCUGAUAUUUGUAACACACAAAUUUGCAUAUCACAGGUGUGUGGCACAUGGGGAGAUUGGACAACAUGGAAAUUCGGGGAAUGUCAGAACUCCAUCGUUAACACAUUCAGUAACACGCCACCUUGUCUGCAACUGGGCAACAGAACGUGCGAGAGAACAAGGACGUGUCUACCGUGUCCACAGUUCGGCAAACGAAGUGUGCAUCUCACGAAAAGGAGCCCAACAUUCCCAGGACAAUGCAUAGGUGCUAGUAUGGAGGUGAAGACCGAUCUCUGCUGCAGCGUAAAUACAGGUGCGGGAACUUGGAACCAAUGGACGGCAUGGGUAUGCGCACCAGAUUGCGCACCAAUGGGAAUCGGAAAACGUGAUCCAAACUGCUUGGUGAUGGGUACUAAAGCCUGUGUACGAGUACGUACUUGUGCUGCUCCUGGUAUCAAUGGACAGGAUUGUGAAGGUCACACAAUUGAGAAGAAAACCGAAUCGUGUUGCAGACAAUACGCUACGACUGUUACAACAACACCGGCCACAACUGAAACCCCAUGUAAUAAAAUCUGGCAACCAUGGACAUCAUGGUCAUGUCCAUCUGAGUGCGCCGAAACUAUCUUUAAGACAGCAGACAGAAGAAAGCGUGACUUGGUCAUCUGUGCUGGUGAGUACGGCACCAAGGUGUGCUCACGAAACAGAGUAUGUCCUCCUUGCGUGAUAAACGGUGUACCAACUGCUGCCGCAUGUGAAGGAAAUGCUGUUGAUGAAAGAGUGGAACUUUGCUGCAGACCACCAACGACGACUGGUCCACCAACGACGACCGGUCCACCAACAACACCUGGUCCAACAGCGACACCUGGUCCAACAACGACACCUGGUCCAACAACGACACCUGGUCCAACAGUGCCGACUACCACUCAAGCCCCGACAACAACAACCCAAAAUCCUUGUACAAUAUGGCAGCCAUGGGUGGAACAAACAUGUACGCAAUGUCUACCUUUUAUUGGAAGUGCAACAACAACAAAUAGUCCAACAACAACUGGAUCAGGAACUACUCAAUCCACAUGCGACGGUGGUUUCAUUCUGUGUAAAUGGGACCGUAUAUGUCAACCGUGUGUUGACGCAUUUAACAACAUUAUUCCAGGAAGUUGCACAGGUGUAAGUGAGGAAAUACGGGCAACACUUUGCUGCUUAGACUAGAUUGGCAAAAAGUCAUGAAAGUGGUGUUGGAAGAAACGUCUGGUGGUAUCUUCAUUGAAUCACCGAUAUAACAAUUAUAUAUCUUGUCAUUACGAAAUAUUCUUAAUAAAUAAAUAAUAUAGUAUAGAAAAAUAAAGAUUUGUUAUCGCUUUUUUAAUUUUUCGCAGACGUAAAAUAAAAUCAAUCGACGAUGAUUUCCUUGUACUUUGAAUGAACGGAUGUAAUGAAUCUUGAUAUUGGAGAUCUCAAACUAUUUUGAUGAUGCUUUUGUCAUUAGUGUUAACUUAAUAAGUGAAUUAAAUAUUAUACAAUGUCAUUUUUCAUAAUAUACAGGGUGUCAAAUAAGUCCCCCCGCCUGCUACAGCUAAAACCUGAAAAUAAUCAAUAGUUACAUUAACUCAUCAACUCUGGCUGGUAUUUUGAAUGAAAGGUUGGGUUAGUGAAUGGAACAUGAUGACUGGAAGGAUCUCGACUUAACAAAUAUUGAAAAAUGUGAAGUCAGAAAAGCCAGACCAAUCACAUAAUAAAUAUUUAAACCUUAAUAUGGGGUGUUCCAUAUGUUUCAGGAAUGAUGCUGUGUUUUAUUGGUUUUUUCAAUUUAACUGAAU